Messenger RNA from Lepus europaeus (European hare), 459 nucleotides. Its product is annotated as cytochrome b-c1 complex subunit 9. Gene Ontology annotation, biological process: mitochondrial electron transport, ubiquinol to cytochrome c. The record is from RefSeq and is a predicted model, not a curated record. The transcript is spliced from 2 exons. Lineage: Eukaryota; Metazoa; Chordata; Mammalia; Lagomorpha; Leporidae. Bases 39 to 233 code for a protein of 64 amino acids.
GCGCAGGCGCGGUGGCGCAAGGUCGGCACUGAGGAAACAUGGCGGGCCCUACGGUCUCUUCGAGGUUGUACUCCUUGCUGUUCCGUCGGACUUCCACCUUUGCUCUCACCAUCGUCGUGGGCGCCCUGUUCUUCGAGCGCGCCUUCGAUCAAGGCGCGGACGCGAUCUACGAGCACAUCAACGAGGGGAAGCUGUGGAAACACAUCAAGCACAAGUAUGAGAACAAGGAGUAGUUCCCGGGAGGCCCCUCAGGGCCGGAAGGACCAGGGCUGCCCUCCGCCGACCGUGGCCCCGAGCCAAGGCCUCUGCUUGAAGAUGGAGCGCAAGUGAACUCUUCCUGGACCACCCUUAGCUGUUGGCAAGAAAUGAUGUCAGCUCCCUAACAGACUCUUUAAUUUCUGCCGCGUGUGGAGUUUAUUUAGUUGAAGUCAUCAGCAAAUAAAUGUGAAUUGUCCUUGA